AUGGCCGCCGAGCCGGGCGGCGGGUGCGCCCGGCCCGCCCGCUGCUGCCGCCCGCCGCUCGCCGUCUUGGCCGCCGGGCUCCUGCUGCUCCUGCCGCUGCCUCCCUCCGCCUCCUCCUCCUCCUCCUCCUCCUCCUGUAACCACCGCGUACCCAGCGGCGACCAGGUCGUCUAUCAAGUUCCUCUAAAGGAAAAUCACGUCUCGAAGAGAAACGUGGAUCAACAGCUAAGAAUUAAGAUCGUAUAUGACAGAAGCGUUGAGGAUUUGCUGCCUGAGAAAAGACACCUUAUAAAGAACAAACUCUUCCCACAAGCUAUAUCUUACUUGGAGAAGACAUUUCAAGUGCGCAAAUCUGCCGGUGCUAUAUUGCUAAGCAGGCAAUGUGUGACAAACCAAUAUUUAAGGAGGAAAGCUGACCCUCACAGAUAUUGCCAAAAAGCUUGUGCAGACCAUACAAGGUGUGGGCCAGUUGUAGUUCCUGAGAAACACCUCCAGCAAUGCAGGGUGUACAAUGACAGUGACUGGCACCGCAGGCCCACGGGUUUACCUGACCAGGAAGGGGUUCGAGAUGCUGACUUUGUGCUCUAUGUUAGUGCCCUCACUACUGACAGGUGUGGUCAUGAAAAUAUCAUUGCAUAUGCAGCCUACUGCCAAUUGGAAGCUGAAAUGGACAGACCAAUAGCAGGAUAUGCUAACUUGUGUCCAAACAUGAUUUCAACGCAAGCUCAGGAAUUUGUUGGCAUGUUGUCUACAGUGAAACAUGAGAUAAUCCAUGCACUGGGUUUCUCUGCUGGACUGUUUGCAUUUUAUCGUGAUGAUGAUGGAAAACCUUUGACACCAAGGUAUGCAGAUGGACUUCCUCCUUUUAAUGAAAGCCUAGGUUUAUAUCAGUGGAGCAAUAAAGUUGUUCAUAAAGCAGUGAGGCUGUGGGACAUACGUGGUGGCAAAAUGCUGCGCCAUGCUGUUCAUCUUCUGGUGACACCUCGGGUAGUCGAAGAAGCCCGAAAACAUUUUAAUUGUCCAAUCCUAGAGGGGAUGGAGCUUGAAAAUCAAGGUGGUAUGGGUACUGAGCUCAAUCACUGGGAGAAGAGAUUGUUGGAGAAUGAAGCAAUGACUGGAUCCCACACUCAGAAUCGAGUCUUUUCCAGGAUCACCUUAGCAUUAAUGGAAGACACAGGAUGGUAUAAAGCAAAUUACAGCAUGGCAGAGAAAUUAGACUGGGGACGCAAUAAAGGCUGUGACUUUGUAAUGAAGAGCUGCAAAUUCUGGAUUGACCAGAAGAGACAAAAGAAGCAAUUAAUCAGUCCAUACUGCGACACUUUGAGGAGUAAUCCUUUGCAGUUAACCUGCAGACAGGACCAAAGAGCAGUAGCAGUGUGCAACUUGCAGAAGUUUCCAAAGCAGUUACCUCAGGAAUAUCAGUACUUUGACAAUCUUAAUGGAGUACCAGCAGAAGAAUUGCCUUACUAUGGUGGCUCAGUAGAAAUUGCUGACUAUUGUCCCUUCAGUCAGGAAUUCAGCUGGCAUUUAAGUGGUGAAUUUCAACGCAGUUCAGACUGUAGAAUAAUUGAAAACCAACCAGAUCCUACCAAAAACUAUGGUGCAGAGAAAUAUGGACCAAACUCUGUAUGUCUUAUUCAGAAAUCUGCUUUUGUUAUGGAACAGUGCCGGAGGAAACUCAGUUACCCUGACUGGGGUAGUGGAUGUUAUCAAGUUUCUUGUUCUCCACAAGGGCUGCAUGUGUGGGUCAAGGACACUGCAUACUUGUGCAGCCGCUCAGGCCAGGUGUUGACUGUGAGCAUCCAGAUGAAUGGCUGGAUACACAUUGGCAAUCUGAUUUGCCCAGCCUGUUCAGACUUCUGUGACUCCUGUCCCCCAGAGAGGGAUCCUCCAGCUUCUAACUUAACAAGAACUGCACCCAUUGACUUAUGCUCCUGCUCGUCCAGCCUGGUUGUAACGCUUUGGCUGCUGGUGGUCAACUUAGUUCCUCUGCUAACAGGAUUGUUUCUCUGUGCAUAGACUUGAGCUUGGGGCAAGAAGAAAUUCUGAGAUAAUUCCCAUCCUGCUGCACUCCUUACUGUGGAGCAUAGGGGUUUUGUCUCUACAGGCAGCUCUCUCCUGCAGAACCUCAUCUCCCCUGGCAAGUAUCGCUGCACACAGUAGUCAGGGAGGUGCUGACAAAAGUAGGCAGAGUUUUGAGAGGAGGAAAAUUUACCUUGUCAUCUCAGUAAGUGCCAGUAUUUUCCUGAAUUGCAACCUUUUUUUUUGACACAGUAACCAGAUCCACUUUGCCAACUGUGUUAGACUACCUGGCAGCUCAGUCAUGUUUUGAAAUGAGAGCUCUUCUGUAAUAGAACUGAGGGCUGGUUUUUUUUGUUAUGUCUGUUGUGUGAUUGGUAGCAAAGCAUCUUCAAACUGGAAAUAUACCUCAGUGGUUUAGUCAAAAGCCAUGUAAAAAUCAGUUGUCAUCACUGCUGAUAACCCAGGCCUAAAGAGGCUGGUAAUUUGUUUAUUUGUUUUGUCAAUUCCUACAGUUUAUGGGGGAGGAAAGAAUGUAACUGGAUAGACCGGUGGUUGGCAGUUGCCUCCCAUAACUGGAUUCUGCAGCUUUGAGCCCCCUCAGAAUUCAUACUAGGUAAAACAGCUAAUUCUUGGGGUUCAUUACAUCUUCCUACAAGCACAAAAUGGAAUUUUAGACUGGUAACCAGGACAACUGUCUAGAAAUCCCAUUUUCAUUUAUCAUGUGCCCCUUCUACUAUGAAAUUUAAUACAUUACAUUUAAAAAUCCUCAAGAGUUUUCUAGGCAAAUGCAUUUUGGUACUGAUACUCAGACUGUAAAUUUGGGAUAGGGUUUAUGUUUUUUUUGUUGUUGUUUUUUUCUCAAAUAAUGAAUAAUGGCAUUAUUGUUUCAAAACUAGUAUGAACAUUACUGCAGAUGUUCUCACUUCCUGUUGAAGAGCAAACCACUAGCAAUGGCAGCUAUAAUUUACAGGAUCAUGCUGAUAUCUCUAGACCAAAAACUACAUUGAAUGUGUAAGGAAAGCCUAAUCUGUUUUUUUUUCUUCCCUCUACUUUUUCUUGGACAUGUAAAUACUAUGGAUUAUUUGAGUACUUGUAGUCAGAUGAGAAUCAGAUGGUUUGAGCCACAUGAGGGCACACCUUGCUACAAAAUUAAUCUCUUGAUGACAAAAUAUAUAAGAGGAAGGAAAUGAGUAAAAUCUGUCAAGGUAAGGACAGCUGCUCUAUAGGGCCAUUGUAAGGAUGUUUUUAUUUAUUUCUGACUAUAAUGUGUAACAAAUAAUCCUGUUCAGAGGUAAAGAAACUCUUGGUGGUUCAAUCCAUUGCUUAUCUUUUUAGGACAGUGUCCACUCCUGGAAAAGUGUUAAAUUGAGGGAGCAGACAUGCCCAGUGCACAAAAAAAAUGCAGAUAUAGGGAGAAGGAUGAUGUUACUCUGCUUCUUAAAUGUUCUCUGAUAUUAUAACUGCCAGUGACUAUAUCUCUUUCCUAAAUGGAAGGUAGGAGAUGGAGAAAAACUUUAGCUACAAUUAUACUGUAAUAAUAGGACUUCCAUCAUGAUUGUAAGAAAUUCUUUGUGCCUACUGGACUUGAUUUUGUUAGGGUUUUUUUUAUUUAUUUAAGGAAACUCCUAUGACACUGCUGAGGCAAGUAAGGUGCAAUCUUGAACUGUCUGAAGGCAUCACAGUUGAGAGCACCUUGUACUGGGCUAGUUCUUCUUAACUGCAGGUUAAGCUUGCUGUGAAUUACACAAGAUGUAGGCUAGCCUUAAAUGAGUGUCUCAGAGAAGCAAUACAAGUCAGGACUCAAAUGCUUUAAAAUUGUACAAAUUGAAUUAGGAAACAGAUUGGUAAGUGAACACCGAUUCUUUUAAUAUAUCCACAAAACAGUCAAUGUAAACUGAUACUUGGAAAACAUAAAGGUUUGAGAAUACGUCUUGGGUCCCAGAGGUUGAUAUUGUAUUUUUUUGUCUGUUGUGCAAUAAUACAGUUGAAAUGUUAUCACUCAACAACAAUGCUUUUGAUACUUGAAAAGAAAUUACUGGUUAUUUUUUCUUACUGUGAAAUGUUUGCACUGUUUGAACUUUCUGGUUAACUUUAUAACUGUUAAACUUUUUAACUGGUGUUAAUUUAUUGUGCUCAGUAUUUGAUAUGCUGGUUUCCUGUCUAAGUGUGAGAUUUGUCAUAUUUAAUUGAAUAUUUUUACCUUCUACACAAUUGUUUAUCUUGAGGGCUUUUCUUCUUUUAAUCUUUCUUCCUGAAAAUUAACUGAAAGACGGCUUAGAAAGUUGAUGCUUACCUACUUCUAAAUUGUAUGGAUUAAUUAAAGAACGGGGAUGUAGUGCUUUGUAUUGACAGGGAAAAAUCUAUCGGCCUGUUGGAGCUCUUGUGGUCAGGAUCACAAGUACCUGCUAAGUAGCUGCAUCAGUGACUCCAGUGAAGUAAACCUGCUACUGCCUUAAUAAUCUGAGAUUUCAGUAGUAAUUUCUUUGUCGUGCAGCCCUUCAGCUGCCUGUGAACUGCAGAACUGGACGUGACUUUGGGGGGUCGGACGUGGAAGGUACUCUGGUCAGAAAAAUGCAACAUCUUCUAUUCCAUCAGUGGGUUAGCAGCUGGUAGCAGCUGUAACCUUGUGGGAACUGCCAAGGAAUGUGUCAACUUAAAGUGGCAAUGAAUUGGUAGCUGACAGAAUAUUUGAGUAAAGCUGACUACCUCAGUCCUGUUUGUCUUUGCGUUCAGCUUUUAGCCUGCUGUGAACUUCCAGAUCUUAACAUGAAUUAAGUAAAAUCAUGUCUCAGGUUUUUAUGAGUAAAAUUACUACAGUAGGAAGCAUAAGCCAUUUUUAAGUAUAGAACACAGCUAAAAUUGUAGCUUAAGCAGAUCAGUUAUGUAGCCUUAAGUGUAGUUUCUGCCGUAAAAUUCUGAAUUCUUUUAAAUAAAUGCAAAGUUUGCUGUUUAGGUGUCCUGACUACAUGUAACCAGUCCCUCCUAUUGCACCUCUUAAGUGUGAAAACUU
This is a messenger RNA of Parus major (Great Tit), 5032 nucleotides long. RefSeq names its product leishmanolysin like peptidase (gene LMLN). Gene Ontology annotation, biological process: proteolysis; cell adhesion. Gene Ontology annotation, molecular function: metalloendopeptidase activity. The transcript is spliced from 17 exons. Gene Ontology annotation, cellular component: membrane; cytoplasm. The record is from RefSeq and is a predicted model, not a curated record. Bases 1 to 2019 code for a protein of 672 amino acids. NCBI's taxonomy places the organism in Eukaryota, Metazoa, Chordata, Aves, Passeriformes, Paridae.